UAUAUAUACUCCUUUCAACAUCCCCAUAGUUCGGUUACAUCCAUCAACCCUGGUCUAAUCCACCUUCUGAUCCCGACGUCAUUCAUACCCCGCGUUUUGCGAUGGCGUCCAUCCACCUCCUCGCCACCAUAACGCUCCUCAUCGUCAUCGCUUCAGCCCAACAGUGCAACCUCAAGACCCUCAAAACCUCUUAUCCUGCACCCGUUACCGAAGACAACUGGAGCUACGGUAUUAUUGCCAAUGAGCUCAGACGACCUCGAGGUAUUUUAUUCGAUAGCGAGGGUGCUCUUAUUGUUAUAGACUCUGGAAAUGGUAUAAUCCAUUUCGAACUCGACGAUGAAGGAGGAACCUGCCUGCAAGUCAGGAAGAAGACCACUCUACUAAAGAAGGAUAAUCUAAACCAUGGCAUCGCCCUCUCCAGAGAUGGACGUACACUCUACGCUUCCACAUCCGAUGAGGUCUUUGCGUGGCCCUAUGACCCAUCUAAAGUGACCCUCAGAAACUCUUCCGUCCAGACUCUAGUCUCCAAUAUGACUAAUGGAGGUCACACCUCACGGACCCUGCUUAUCUCGCAGAAACAUCCAGAUAUGCUGCUCGUGUCCCGCGGCAGCGAUGGGAAUGAUGACGCAGGGGCUGAAGACCGUGACUCUGGCCGCUCUCAGAUUCGUGCUUUUAACAUCUCGUCUUUCGGCAGCAAUUCCGAUAAAAAACCGUACGAUUACCUUGACGGCGUGAUUAUCGGCUGGGGUCUGCGCAAUUCUGUCGGCGUGGCAGAGCAUCCGGAGACAGGCGGCAUUUUCAGCGUUGAGAAUUCAGCCGAUGAACUACAUCGUGACGGCAAAGAUAUCCACAAGGACAACCCAGGCGAGGAGAUGAACUUCCACGGCUAUCUCAAUGGCUCUGAUGAUCAGGGCGGUAACUACGGCUACCCUCUUUGCUAUACUCUCUGGUCCACGGAUAACUUCCCAGAUCUCGGCGACCUCAAAAUAGGCGAUCAAUUUCCAGCUGAUCGUCAGGCUGACGGUGAUAAAGCUACCGCCCUUACUGACGCGGAAUGCAAGUCCGACUAUGUUGCCCCAGUACUUGCAUUCCAAGCCCAUACCGCGCCUCUAGACCUGAAGUUUAACGAGAAUGGCACAAGAGCCUAUAUAUCUUUCCACGGAAGCUGGAACCGUAAUCCGCCAGUUGGCUACAGAGUCUCGUACGUAGAUUUCCAAAACGGCCGCCCUGCAUCUUCUUCACGAAGCACAAACGCCACUACACCCAUCAUCUACAACAAAGAUCUCUCAAAGUGUCCGGAUGAAUGCUUCCGCCCCGUUGGUCUGGCGUGGGACUCUAAAGGCCGACUGUGGUUCAGUUCCGACAAGACGGGCGAGGUCUUUGUGUUGAGCCAGGAGAGCGGAUCAGGUUCGAGUGGAGGGAAUGGAUCUGAAUCCGGCGCUGGCAAUGACGAUGAUGAUAACGAUUCCGCCUCUCUACAGCCUGGAUCGGCUGCUUUCAUUAUAACUCUUGCCGCUUUGAUUAUAGGAGGCUUACUUGCGUGAUACUUCUAAGCGAAGGGUUUUCUUGAACUGCAAAUUGAUAAUGGCUGAAUUCGAUUAAACAUGUGUAUACAAUAG
Fusarium odoratissimum NRRL 54006 is the source of this 1619-nucleotide messenger RNA. RefSeq lists its product as uncharacterized. Bases 102 to 1544 code for a protein of 480 amino acids. The transcript is spliced from 3 exons. Lineage: Eukaryota; Fungi; Ascomycota; Sordariomycetes; Hypocreales; Nectriaceae. The record is from RefSeq and is a predicted model, not a curated record.